AAUGUCAAAAAUUCUGAACCGUCAUCCAUUGCAACGAGUCGGUAUUUUUGUGUUUAAUUUCAUUAAGACAAUAAACUACAAUAAUCGUUAGCAUGUCGGCUAAUAAGGAGGACACAUUACGACAGUUUUGUGACGUGACCGGUGCCGACGAAACUCGCAGUCGUUUCUUUUUGGAAUCCUCGAAUUGGCAGCUUGACGUAGCGUUAUCUAGUUUCUAUGAGCACGGAGGUAGUGUAGACGAGGCGCCUAUACCUACGGUUGCUCCGGCGUCGUUGCCGACGCUGUCGGACAGUGACAUGGAGUCCCCGCCGGCGUCGCCGGUGCGACAGAAGAAGGAGAAAAAGAAGCCCACUGGAAACUUCGCGACGUUAGGAUCGCUCCAGCAGGAGAGCUCCAGUGAUGAAGAUGAAGGGCAAGCAUUCUACGCCGGCGGGUCAGAAAGGUCUGGCCAACAGAUCAUUGGCCCAGGCAAGAACAGGAAGGACAUAGUCACUGAGAUGUUCAAAAGUGUGAGAGAACGUGGGGCCGUGGUAUUUGAAGACGAGCCAACGACGGCCAGCCGAGGCCGCGGUGGCGCUUUCAGCGGUACUGGCUACAGACUUGGACAGACAUCAGACGACCACGAGCCAGUGUCGGCGCCGGGCGCGCAGUCGCAAGGGGAGGACAUCCGCGCCGUGCGCCUGCGCCUGUACAGAGAGGGCUUCACCGUGGACGAGGGCCCCGUGCGCUCCUACACCGACCCGGAGCACGCGGAGUUCUUAGACAGCAUACGCCGAGGGGAAAUUCCGGCGAGCCUGGGUGGCGCUGGCGCGGUGCGCGUGUCGCUGGAGGACCGGCGGCACGAGCCCGCGCCCGCGGCCAAGUCGCACGCCUUCGCCGGCAAGGGCCAGAUGCUCGGCAGUCCGACGCCACCAGUGGUGGGCGCGCCGGCGGCGGCGGGCACGCCGGACCGCGACGCCAACACGCGCGCCGCGCAGGCCGCCGUGCAGCUCGACGACACGCAGCCCGCCACCUCCAUACAGUUCCGGCUAGCGGACGGCACCCGCGUGGCGGGCCGGUUCAACCUGUCGCACACGGUGGCGGAGCUGCGGCAGUUCGUGUCGCGCGCCGAGCCCGCCUACCGGGCGCGGCCGUUCCUGCUGCUCACCUCCUACCCGCCCGCCGAGCUGGCCGACGCCGCCACCGUGCAGCAGGCCAACCUCGCCAACAGCACGCUGCUGCAGCGGCUCAAGUAAACAC
Messenger RNA from Cydia amplana, 1239 nucleotides. RefSeq names its product NSFL1 cofactor p47 (gene p47). Gene Ontology annotation, biological process: proteasome-mediated ubiquitin-dependent protein catabolic process; autophagosome assembly; membrane fusion. The record is from RefSeq and is a predicted model, not a curated record. The transcript has 8 exons. Lineage: Eukaryota; Metazoa; Arthropoda; Insecta; Lepidoptera; Tortricidae. Gene Ontology annotation, cellular component: nucleus; cytosol. The coding region runs from base 93 to 1235 and encodes 380 amino acids. Gene Ontology annotation, molecular function: ubiquitin binding.